AUGCCUCAAACACACCAAAGCGUAGACGCCGAUAAUCGUGGUUUUGAAAUAACCUAUAAAUCAUCUGAUGAUAGUACACUCGAAAUUGUCAAAUAUGGUGAAUAUCUUUAUGAUAAUAUCAUCGUUUUUGCACCAGGUACCAAAGAUUUUGGUGGUCGAUUAGAUGCGGAAAUACUUGCACAGUUUGUUGAUGCUGGUGGCAAUGUACUGAUAGCUGGAAGCAAUGUUAUUGGCGAUGCAAUACGAGAAUUUUCUGGAGAAUGUGGAAUUGAGUUUGCCGAUGAUAAGAGUGCAGUCAUUGAUCAUCUUAAUUUUGAUUCAAAUGAUAAUGGGCAGCAUACACUUAUAGUUGCAAGUACAGAUAAUCUUAUUAAUUCAGAACUUAUUGUUGGUAAAACUAAACAAACUGGUGCACCAUUCUUGUUCCGAGGCAUUGGAAUGUCAGCUGAUCAAGAGAAUCCAUUACUGUUAGAUGUGUUGACGGCAUCAUCGACUGCUUACACAGCCAAUCCCGACGAACAAACAUUAGCAGAAUAUCCAUCUACUGUUGGCAAACGAACAUUACUUGUAUCUGUACUUCAAGCACGAAAUAAUGCCCGUGUUGGCUUCGUUGGUUCAUUAGAAUUUUUCAGCAACGACUUUUUUGAAGCAUCAAUUCAAACCGGUAAUUCUAAAAAACAGUCUCGAUCUGGCAAUCAAGAAUUAGCAUUAGCAUUAACUGAUUGGCUGUUUAAACAACGUGGUGUAUUACGCUCAAGAAAUAUUCAUUAUUAUCUUUUGAAAGAUAAAUCAUCGCCAAGAUAUUACACAGUGAAAGAUGAUAUUAUGUUUAGUGUUCAAUUUGAUGAAUUUGUACAUGGAAAAUGGGUUCCAUUUAAUGGUACUGAUGUUCAGUUAGAAUUCGUUCGAAUUGAUCCAUUUGUUCGUGUAACGAUGAAGAAUAAUGGUGGUAAAUUAGAAUCACAAUUUCGUAUUCCAGAUGUGUACGGUAUUUUUAAAUUUGUCGUCGAUUAUAAUCGGAUUGGUUAUACACAUUUAUAUUCUGCAACACAAGUUUCGGUGCAUCCUUUAUGGCAUACAGAAUAUGAACGUUUUAUAGCAUCAGCAUAUCCAUAUUAUAUUUCAACAUUUUCAAUGAUGGCCGGUGUAUUUUUACUUAGUUUUUUGGUACUUUAUCAUAGAGACGAUAUACCGAAGAAAAAGGCUGAAUAA
This is a messenger RNA of Didymodactylos carnosus, 1212 nucleotides long. NCBI's taxonomy places the organism in Eukaryota, Metazoa, Rotifera, Eurotatoria, Philodinida, Philodinidae. The record is from the annotation of a GenBank genome assembly.